CAGAUGGAGAAUAUGAUUACUUCCCCAAGUAAUUAAAGACUAAUACCGUGGCCGCGUGGUCUGUCAAACUGGGAAACAGCUUCCACCAUCUUGACAUUAAACUAAACUAUUAUUCCCUCUAUCAUCAUUGCAACUUGCUAUUUGUUGCUUAUUACAUGUGCAAUAAUUGUUUGUUGUCCGUAAUCGAUACUCUUGGUGUCAGAGUUUUGCAUAAUUAAUUGUUCUCCUCAUGCCUCAAAUAAGCUAGCGCUUCCACACUAUCACUCACUACUCUCCCUUCUCUCUAGUCUUCUCUUUCAUUUCAACCAGAACCAGAACCAGAACCAUUCCCUUCAUCAAAUUUAGAAGACAUCACUAGUCGUAACUGGAUCUAUAUAUGCAGAGAUUCAUUUCACAAAGUUCCAAGAAACCAUUGGCGGGGCCCACUCUAUGGCGCCCUCUCCUCAAGAAGGGUCCUGCAGCUCUUUACACUUCUCUUCUUUUCCUUCUUAUCCUCCUCACCACUGUCUUCCUCUCUUCCCUCUGGCCUACGCUUUCUACCACUAACGGGAAUCCCACGGCACAAAGCACGAUUGCCAAUGCUAACCAAACCUUAGUGGCGCCUGCUUUUGCAAAGUAUAAUAAAAGCAGAGAAGAAAAACCCAGGAAAAGGUUACAAGCCACACUCAAUUGUAGCGUUGUUGGGAACCAAACAUGUUCGACAAAUUACCCAACAACAACAACAACGUUGGAAAUGGACGAGGAGGACAAGGAAGCGGUGUGCCCGGAGUACUUCCGGUGGAUCCACGAGGAUCUGAGGGUGUGGCAGGACAAAGGGAUCACGAGGGAGAUGGUGGAGACAGCUAAGAAAACGGCGCAUUUCCGAUUGGUGGUGAAGAAAGGAAGAGCGUAUGUGGAGAAAUACAAGAAAUCCAUUCAGACACGUGACGUUUUCACGAUAUGGGGAAUUCUUCAACUUCUGAGGAGAUACCCUGGCAGAGUGCCAGACCUGGAGCUCAUGUUUGACUGUGAUGACAGGCCCGUGAUCCGAGCACCCCACUACCGUGGGCCCAACAUCACGGGCCCGCCACCUCUGUUUCGUUAUUGCGGUGAUCGUUGGACGGCGGACAUUGUGUUCCCUGAUUGGUCCUUCUGGGGUUGGGCGGAGAUAAAUAUAAGGCCUUGGGAACAUCUGCUGAAGGAUAUAGAAAAGGGAAAUAAAAGGAUUAAAUGGGAUGACAGAGAACCAUAUGCCUAUUGGAAGGGAAACCCUUUUGUUGAUGAAUCCAGGCAAGAUCUCCUCAAGUGUAAUGUUUCAAACACGCAGGAUUGGAAUGCUCGUUUAUUUGUGCAGGAUUGGAUUCAAGAGUCUCAACAAGGAUUCAAUCGGUCAGAUUUGGCAAACCAAUGCACAUAUAGAUACAAGAUUUAUAUUGAAGGAUAUGCGUGGUCUGUCAGUGAAAAAUACAUUAUAGCCUGUGAUUCCCCUACGCUGUUGGUGAAGCCUCGUUUCUAUGAUUUCUUCAUAAGAAGCCUACAGCCAUUGCAGCAUUACUGGCCCAUACGGGACAGUGAAAAGUGUAAAUCCAUCAAACAUGCAGUUGAUUGGGGCAAUAAUAAUAAGCAAAAGAUACAGGAAAUUGGUAAAGCCGCGAGCAACUUUAUGCAAGAAGAGCUAAACAUGGAUUACGUGUAUGACUACAUGUUCCAUCUGCUAUAUGAAUAUUCCAAGCUCCUCAAGUUUGAGCCAAGAGUGCCUGAAGGAGCUGUGGAGCUUUGCGCAGAGCACAUGGCCUGCACAAGAAGUGGGUUGGAGAAGAAGUUUAUGACUGAAUCCAUGGUUAAGGAGCCUUCAACAAAAUCCCCGUGCUCCUUGCCUCCUCCAUUCGACCCCACAUCGCUUAGGGUAUUUUAUGGCCACAAACUCAAUUUAAUCAAGCGAGUUGAAAAGUGGGAAGAUAAUUACUGGAAAAAUAGCACAGAGCAACAACAUACACACAUUUGAAUUAAUUAAAUCUCAAUAAUUAGCAAUAUCAGUGCACGCGGUACUACUAACGUAAUUAGUCAUCCUCUGAAAUUGUUUUGGACGCAGAAUUCUACGAACGCAAAAGCUAAAAUAAAAAUUAAAAAACAUUGGUAAUUCAAAUUCCAGAAUUUGUCAAGUGCUAAGUUUCGCCUUAGGAUACAUAUUUUGGAAGAGUUUUAGAUUGUCGAUAGAAUUUGUUCAUUUUUAUUUGUUAAUUUUCGAGAAAUUAAGCUGCUCAAAGAGUACAACAUGUGGAAACACAGUAGAGAUCUAAUUCGGCUUAAAAAAAUAAUUACGACUGGUUAUAAAAGAAGAAGAAGAAGAAUGGGAUCCGGGAUGUUGGAUCUGUAAUUUGUCUUCUUUCAGAGGCGGAAAUGCCAUUUGUAUCAUAGGCUCGACAUUAUUAGCGUUGAUCGAUGAAAUCACAUAAUUAAGAGCUCGUUAAAAAUUAAUUAGUUAUUUUUUUUCUUAUUUUGUUGUUAUACAGGAAAUUCAAUAUAUAUAUAAGAUUUAUUCCAAACUGCUUGAGAUAUAUUUAUCUCUGGUUAUU
Messenger RNA from Gastrolobium bilobum, 2555 nucleotides. RefSeq lists its product as uncharacterized. NCBI's taxonomy places the organism in Eukaryota, Viridiplantae, Streptophyta, Magnoliopsida, Fabales, Fabaceae. The transcript has 6 exons. Bases 377 to 1984 code for a protein of 535 amino acids. The record is from RefSeq and is a predicted model, not a curated record.